CCGCUUCGCCUCAGCCGCCAAAAAUACCCGGAUGGCGGGUGGGGAGACGCGCGUGCCCGCGAGAGGCAGGCUGGCUGUCGCCCGGGGUUGGGGAAGGGCGUCGCUAACCGCGCCUGAGGCAGGCUGGCCGUGAGGGACUGACGGAGGAGCGCUGCCGUUGCCGCCGCCAUUCGCUCCUCAAGGAGAACGAAACAACACAACAAAACAUCCAGAUCAGACCUUAUUUUGGAGCUGGCUGUUCACCAGGCUGAUGCUGUGAUCUGUUGUGUGCUGAAAUGUCUCGGGGUGACCAAGAAACGAAAUGAUUGGAAACAGCGGCUCCAGCAACCUCUGCAGGCACAUCUGUACCCAGCACUGCCACGGCUGCCUGCCCAGCAGACCCGGUUACAAGAGCCAGAGGGAUGGUUGUAGUCACAGGGCAGAACAAAGUGAGUGGAUGCCCGGGCGAUGCCAUGUCAACCUCGGACGCAGAAGAUGAUUUCCAAGAGCCGGCUACUCCGACGGCCACCCAGGCGGAGCACGCCCUGCCCCUUCUUCCUCAGCAGUUCCCUGAAGUGGUUCCCUUGAACGUUGGAGGCAUGAAUUUCACUACCAGGCUGUCGACAUUGAGGCGCUAUGAAGAUACCAUGCUGUCGGCCAUGUUUAGCGGCCGGCAUUAUAUCCCGACUGAUGGCGAAGGCAGAUACUUUAUUGACCGAGAUGGAACGUUCUUUGGAGACGUGCUUAAUUUUCUGCGGUCUGGUGACUUGCCUCCCCGGGAGCGAGUGAGGUCAGUUUACAAGGAAGCUCAGUAUUAUUCAAUAGGACCUUUGCUAGAAAGCCUAGAAGAGCUCCAACCCCUUAAAGGAGAGAAAGUCCGGCAGGCUUUCUUGGGCUUGAUGCCCUAUUACAAAGAUCACUUGGAGCGGAUCGUCGAGAUUGCUAAGCUAAGGGCCAUGCAGAGAAAGGCCCGGUUUGCCAAGCUGAAGAUCUGUGUCUUCAAGGAAGAAAUGCCCAUCACACCAUACGAGUGCCCGCUGUUCAACUCCCUGCGCUUUGAGAGGAGCGACGGUGAGGCCAAACUCUUCGAACACCACUGCGAAGUAGACGUGUCUUUCGGACCUUGGGAAGCCGUGGCAGAUGUCUAUGAUCUCCUCCACUGCAUUGUGACUGACCUCUCCAACCGGGGCAUCACCGUAGACCACCAGUGCAUUGGGGUGUGUGACAAACAUCUGAUCAACCAUUACUACUGCAAGCGGCCCAUCUAUGAAUUCAAGAUCACGUGGUGGUAAGCUCUUGGGCCCAUUUGAAGUCCUCUUCCUGGUCUUACUUCACUGACAACCAUGGGACGGUGAUCUUGCUCCGUGACAGAAAUUACCUUGUGAGGGAAUGUUCCCUCCAUUUCUUGCAGUGCAGCCGGUGGGAAUAUGUUUCAGACACUUCACUUCGAAAAAAAAUCUAUUGGGAAGGAAGCAUGCCAAUGUAGGAACUGGAUACUAUCUUAGCUACAGAAUACCUCAAUGUGCUUGCGUUGAGGUUUUGAAGGAGUCCUUUGCUUUCAACCUUUAUUCCUCUGCACUACAGAGGUGGCCAAUAGCAGUAACACAAGCCGUUGCAUCAUCUUUCCAAGGAUUUGUCCCGCCUCCUGCCCCCAGACUGAUAAAUGGCUUUUACUUCGUUGUGUGGUGUCAGAAUUAUGCAGCAAGCACUUUACCUCACACAAUUGUCACUUCUGCCUAUGUGACUUUGUCGUCGUGAUUUGGAAAGCAGAGGGCUGAGGUUUCUUUCAUAGAUGCUGAUGUGAUUCAGAAAUAAUUUAAUACAAUAAUCUGUGUUGAUUCUGUAUACAAAACCCUACAUUUUUAGUGUGGGUUUCUUUUUUAUCACUCCUUUAAUUGUGAACCUGGAUUUGUUAGCUAUUUCCAGUGCUGAAAUGUAACUUAUUUCUAUUUCUGCGACCAAAAAGGGCGAUUUUUGUUUGUUUCCUGGAUGCCUUACAGUGCAUUCCAGCUGUGUAGACUGCGUUCUUUAAAGAGCUGAGACAGAACUAUUUCUUUUUAAAAAAUGGUUUCCACUGAAACUUCAGCGGUUGGCGUGUGUGGAUGAAAUUUUCUCCGUUAAGGGGUAGUUUAUCUUGCAGAGAUUGGUUUAAAGCCUUUUACUGAGCCAGCCUUCGGGCUUUCCCCAGAUUCUAAGGCUGAGAAAGAAUGCCAGGAGACACACCGAGUAUGGUAUCCUUACCCACAUAACAAAGGGCCAAGUCCCACUGAGACAGAACAUUUCCAAAGUUGAGUUGCUUAAUUGUACCAACUAGUAUUGGCUGAAAUUAAAACAGGCAAGCUAAGGUCCUGCGCCUGCUAUGUCUGCAAAAGUUUGAAUCUGUUUGAAACGACCAGAUUGAGCCCACAGAACAAAAAGGGUUGCUUGAUCUUAGUGCCGCAGUAGAAGCAGCCUUGUGUCUGUCUAGUUCCCUACAGAGAAAAUCCUGCCACCUCCUAAGGCUGACAAAGAGAACUUUCCUUCUGCCGAAAUACUAGAACUGCAGGGCAUCUGAAAAGGCUGGUUCAGGACAGACAAAAGAAAUACUUCCGCAGUCAGUGAUUCAAAUGUAGCGAUGGCCACAGGCAUAGAUGACUAAGAGGGAAUUCAACAGAUACAUGGAGGAGGAGUCUUAUCAGCUGCUCCUAGGUAUGGUGACUCAAGGGCCGUCAACCUCUGAAUCCCAGUGCCAGAAGACAACUUUAGGAGAAAGCCUUGGCCUCUGUGCCUUGCUGUUGGAGCUGCAAAGGAACUGGUUGACCAGUGAGGGAACCAGGAUGCUGGGCUAGAUGGACCACUGGUCUGAUCUAGCAGGGCUUUUCUUACGUAUGAUACUAUCAAAAAUCCCAAAGGGCCAAGAGUUGAAGUUAGAUAGUUUGCUCUUAAGCCAUAUCAGCUAGACCAGGGACUGACUCUCCCCAUCAGGCUUCUGUUCCCUUCCUGAUCACGCUUGCAUAGUUCUUGGUUGCUCUUGGUGACUGUCAAAACUUGACUCCCAAGUCCCAGCAGAUUUGGUGGCUUUUUGCCCAUGAGCACUGUGAUUGGGAGACCAGCGAGGGUGCGGGCCAUGUGAGGGUUAAGACUGGGAAAUUGUCUGCUCUUUCCCACAACCAGACUGCCAAGAGUAUAAUAUAAAUGGACCCAUAGUAGGCUCUGCUGCACCGAAUGGGUGGCGACAAGCCGGGUAGUUGGUGCUGGCUAUUUGCAUAGUCCUGACCCAAAAGACCCCUUUGUAUUUAUGACUGAUUAAAUCUCACACGUCAGGAGAGGCACACUGUUGAAUAUAGGAUUUUGGAUGUUGCUGCAACUUCCUGUUACACUAAAAGGACAUCACUCAGUUCUUGAGAGAAGACCUAGUUCUGUUGUCUGUGAAUCUUAACACCUGUUUUGUACAAAUAAGCUGUCAUUUAUUUAUUUAUGCAGAGAAAGAGAGGGAAAAUAAUUUUUUUAAAAAUUCUCAUUCCUUACCUAGAUCUGGAACAAGAUUUUGUUGUGACUGUUAUUUAAAGAUUUUUUUUAAGCAGGGAAAAAAAUCACCAUUAUUAUUAAGAUUUCUCUAUGCAUUGCCUUUAAUGCCUUUGAAAACACCGGAGAUGUAAACGAAAGGUUGCGUUGAAAUAAAUUGUUGAAACUGGUGGGCCUUGCGCAUACACAAUUCAGUUUUGUGUUUGUUUUUCUUCCUAUAAUCUGUAUUUUGUAUUAAAAUGUGUCAUGUGUUUGUGUUGUUCAAUAAAUUAUCUCCAUAUGAUCAUCUAA
Messenger RNA from Sphaerodactylus townsendi, 3774 nucleotides. It is a transcript of the gene KCTD7, whose product is annotated as potassium channel tetramerization domain containing 7. The transcript is spliced from 7 exons. The record is from RefSeq and is a predicted model, not a curated record. Gene Ontology annotation, molecular function: protein binding. Lineage: Eukaryota; Metazoa; Chordata; Lepidosauria; Squamata; Sphaerodactylidae. Gene Ontology annotation, biological process: protein homooligomerization. Bases 402 to 1271 code for a protein of 289 amino acids.